Molecule: messenger RNA, 543 nt
Organism: Lachancea sp. 'fantastica'
Lineage: Eukaryota; Fungi; Ascomycota; Saccharomycetes; Saccharomycetales; Saccharomycetaceae
Source: the annotation of a GenBank genome assembly
AUGUCUGGAUUUGACAAGAGCGAUGUAGCCCGCGUUGGUCGGAAAAACCAGGUUUAUUCUUCUAUUACGGGUGCGAGAAUAGUUGCAGGAUGUGUGUGUCUUGAUGAGUCCAAGAAACAAGUUUUGAUGAUUCAAUCAUCUGCUCACAAGAAAAAGUGGGUUCUUCCGAAAGGCGGAGUUGAAUCUGACGAGCCAGACUUCCAAACGACGGCUAUGCGUGAAACGUGGGAAGAAUCUGGUGCUCUGGGCCGUGUGGCUCAAGAAUUGGGCAUAAUUGAAGAUAUGAGACCACCCAAGGACUGGAACACCAAUAUAAAGGCAUUUGUCGAAUCCCAGAGCGACGCAGAAGUAAACAAACAUCCUCCGCGUUCUGAGUUCCACUUUUACGAACUGGCUGUUGAGUCUUUGGCAGCAGAGUAUCCAGAAGUUCAGAAGCGUAACAGAAGGUGGUUCACGUACCAAGAUGCCGUAGAACAGUUGAGAAUUGCGAAACGGCCAGAACUCAUUGAAGCUCUCGAUCGCUCCAGUAUAAACAAAAAUUGA